UGUUAACAGAGUUGGACGUAUUUCAUUUUAUCUCCGAAGCUAUAGAUCAGAACAUAAAAGGUGUCGACGAGUUGGAAAACGUGCUUGCAGUAGGAGAAUAGUGGAUUUAAGAUUUUUUGUUCCCUACAUAAGCAGUGGUAGCGUGCAGAAAAUUAAGGAAAAGUUUUCCUUGUGCGGUCAGUGAGCUGUAGGGAUUGAAGCAGCUGAUCGGUGGGCUUCAGUAGGUCGGCUCUAGAGGCACGUUCUCCUCCAUUUGGGAAAUUUGUGCCAUGAUCGGUGGGCUUAGUGGAGCAUCAAAAGCGCAUUUACGAAUUGUGAAGAUUUCGGAAGCAAGUGGGGUGUGACAAGGCACGGCGCAGCGUCGUGCUGCCUAGCCAUCGUGUGCGAGAGAUAGUGUUCUGUCCCAGACGAAAAAACUGUUGAAAAAGUUGAGUGUAGCAAGGUCCAAACCUUGUGUGCAUGGAAAAACGUGGAUUUAGUAAGAACAGAUUAUCUCGGAGCCAUUUUGAUAUCUACCGGCCCGGCGUUGAAAGUGGUAUAUCGGUGAUCGCCAUUUUGUUAGGCAUUGUUAUAGGAAGAAAAGAACUGCAAUAGAGGUCAAUAAGUGAGCGGUGUAUCUCGAUUGAGUCCGUGAGUGACUCGGCUUGUGUCGGUGCGUUUGCGGUACAGCGGUAUAGCGGUAUAGCGGCAGUAGUACGAGCAGUGGGCAGAGAAAGGAAGAAGACUGUGAGUGAUCAGUGCUUUUUGGCGAUUUGGUGAGCGAUAGAAUUGUGAGACGACUCCGAGGGCUGCGCAUUAGACGAAAUCGACGGUGAGACGGGCGUUCAAGCGUGAGCAGAGAGCGGCAGCUUUUGUUUCCCGUCGGUUGGUUAAGUAAAGACAGCGAGGUCACGUAAGUCAUUUCUAUUUUUUUUCCUUUUGUCAUUUUUAGACGAUUUAUCAUUUGUUUACGGCAAACAUGGCGGCACUGAUCGGUACGGUCGAUCAUUUUGUAAAAGGGUCGAGUUUCGCUAAGUACAUGGAAAGAAUGAAAAUUCUGUACCAACUGAACAACAUUCCAGAGGCCACAAAGAAAAAUCUUUUCAUUACCCUUAGUGGUCCCACGAUAUUUGACGAAAUUUGCUUAAUCUACCCAGGGGUUGAUAUCAUGACAAUUGAUUAUGAUGAAAUGAUUAAUAAAUUAAAAGAGCGUUUAGACAAGACUACUCCUAACAUGAUGAAUAGACACAAGUUUCAUUCGCGGAUACAGGGCAUAGAAGAACCGGCUGAAAAUUACGUUCUAGCGUUGAAACUAUUAGCAAGUGAGUGUGGGUUUGGAGCUCAUAAGGAUGAAGCUAUAAAAGACAAAAUAAUUUUUGGUUUGCGUGAUCAGGAGUUAAAGCAAAAGCUUUUGAUGAGGGAUGGCAUGUCUUUGGAAGAAGUUGAGGAAUUAGUGGUACGCAGUGAGCUUGCUAAGCUUCGAGCAAAGGAAUUGAGUUGUACAGAAGAAGGUCCUAGAAGUGUGAAUUCGGUUAAAUACAAAUUAGGAGACGUAGAGCAGCAGCGUAGCGAAAUAGGGCGAUCCACGAGGCAGUUUUCACGUGACUACGGACGCAGGCAGCGCAGUCGUAGUAGAAGCAUGGAGAGGGGACGUGGUGCUUUGCGGUCCGGUUUUAAUCGGUACAAUCAUAGAAAUGGAUAUGUUAACGAACAAAGAGAUAAUUUUAGAGUAUUGCGUGACUAUCGGGAGGACAACGUCCAUUCUAGCGUAAUUUGUAAUUUUUGUAAAAAACGUGGCCAUGUGAAACGUAACUGCUUCAAAUUUAUGAACCAAAGAUCGGUGAAUUUCGUAGAAAAGGAAAAGGAGGAAGUGGAGUACUAUGAUUUUAAGCGGCUAAAGCUUCAAGAAUCGGAAGAUGAAGAAUCGGAUUAUCCGUGCAUGAUGAUUUCAGCAGAAGAACACUUCAGUGAGCCAUGCGUAGUAAGAGUUUCGGUUAACGGUGUGCAGCUCAAAAUGGAAAUAGAUUGUGGUGCGGCGGUGACGGUUAUUAGUAGAGAUCAUUAUAGAAAACACUUUAGUCAGGUGCCAGUAAAAAAAUGCAAUAGUCGUUUGGUAGUAGUCAAUGGUCAACGUUUAGGUAUUUUCGGAAAAAUUGAGGCUGAUGUUGUGGUGGAUAAUAACCAGAAACGGGCUAAUUUAAUCAUACUCGAUGGGCCGGGGAAAUUCGUACCGCUGUUCGGCCGUGACUGGAUGGAUUUGUUUUACCCUCAAUGGAGAAAAGCUUUUGUAAAUGUAGCGAAUAUAAACUCAAUGGAUUCAUGCCGACAGGAAACGAAGGGUUAUGAAGCGGACCUUGCCCUAAAGGAAGAUAGACCCAUAUUCCGUAAAGCUUACGAUGUACCAUUCAAGCUGAGAGAAAAAGUAACGCAACAUUUGGACUCCUUGGAGAAGCAAAAUGUAAUUUCUCCUAUCCAGGUCAGUGAAUGGGCUUCUCCGGUCGUGAUAGUUUUAAAAAAGGAUAAUGAUAUUCGAAUGGUACUGGACUGCAAAGCGUCUAUAAAUAAAUGCAUUAUACCCACAACAUACCCUUUACCAUUGGCGCAGGACAUUUUUGCUUCCCUAUCAGGCUGCAAAUGGUUUUGUUGUCUCGACCUGGCGGGGGCGUACACGCAAUUAAAGUUAUCAGAGAGGUCAAAAAAAUUUGUUGUCAUUAACACAAUCAAGGGUCUUUACGUUUACAACCGCCUGCCACAGGGAGCCUCUUCGAGUGCGUCCAUAUUUCAGAGAGUAAUGGACAGUAUUUUGAUUGGACUGGAAUAUGUUUGUUGUUAUCUUGAUGAUGUCUUGAUUGCUGGUAGGACAUUGAAGGAAUGUAAGAAUAAUUUAUACCUAGUUCUUCAAAGGCUUCAGGACGCAAAUGUGAAAGUAAACCUAAAAAAAUGCAAACUUUUCGUACAAUCACUUCCAUAUUUGGGUCAUUUAAUAACAGAUGAAGGAAUAUUGCCAUCUCCUGAAAAGCUGCUAACAGUGCAAGAAGCCAAAGUUCCUAAGGAUGUCUCGGAACUAAAGGCAUUUUUAGGCCUAAUUAAUUAUUAUGGUAGAUUUGUGCCUCAAUUAUCGGUCAAAUUGAGCU
Molecule: messenger RNA, 3113 nt
Organism: Aedes albopictus (Asian tiger mosquito)
Lineage: Eukaryota; Metazoa; Arthropoda; Insecta; Diptera; Culicidae
Exons: 2
Biological process (GO): proteolysis
Molecular function (GO): aspartic-type endopeptidase activity
Source: RefSeq, a predicted model, not a curated record